UACGUCCAGCUCACUGAUUGGUUCACAGCAAACACAAGCAUUACGUCAUUGAUCGGCGACGGCAUCUGCAGCGAGGAGGCAUAAAUAUGGCGCCUUCCCCGACAAAGAGAAAGGAGGAUGACAAGAGUAAACAGCGAGGCAAGGAGAAGUCAGGAACCACGAAAGAAGGUGCUGACAAAGACCGGGGCCGUGACAAGAACCGCACACGGCGCAGUGCCUCCACUGGGAGCAGCAGGUCCAGCUCCAGCUCCAGCAGCAGCUCAGGCUCCAGCUCCGGAUCGUCCAGCGGCUCCAGCUCCUCGGCCUCCAGCCACUCGGGCUCGUCCAGCUCCCGCUCCUCUUCCUCCUCCUCCUCGUCUUCUUCACCGAGCCCCAGCCGCCAGCGCCACAACAACAGACGGCGUUCACGCUCAAAGUCAAAAUCGGCAAAGAAGGAUGACAGGGACAGAAGACGCAGGAGCCCCACACCCAAACCCACCAAGGUCUACCUGGGCCGGCUGACGAGAAACGUCAUCAAGGAACACAUCCAGGAGAUCUUCUCCACCUACGGCAAGAUCAAGAUGAUUGACAUGCCCAUGAACCGCGUCCACCCUCACCUGUCUAAAGGCUACGCGUAUGUGGAGUUUGAGACUCACGACGAGGCGGAGAAGGCCCUGAAACACAUGGAUGGAGGUCAGAUUGACGGUCAGGAGAUCACAGUCACAGCUGUGCUGACUCCCACCGUGCGUCCACCACCUCGCAGGCUGUCUCCUCCUCGCCGGAUGCCUCCUCCACCUCCAAUGUGGCGACGCACGCCGCCUCGUAUGAGGAGAAGGUCUCGGUCUCCGCGGCGACGCUCUCCAGUGCGGCGCAGGUCUCGGUCCCCUGGCCGCCGGCGCCACCGGUCACGCUCCAGUUCUAACUCCUCGCGCUAAUUAUUUGUGAAUUUUUUUCUCCUCCUUUUGUCUGGAUCUGCUCCUCUACUGUUUCUGUUUUUUUUUAUCAGAGCCAUUGUUUUUAUGGUUAACCAUGAUGUUGUGAGUUUUGAGAGUGUGGACGUUAAAAAUCAUUAGUUUCACUCUUUCUUCUUCUCAGUGACUGAACCUGUCCCUGAACCACGUGCUGUAAACACACGUGCUGUAAACACACCAGUAUGCGGGUGAUCUUUUCUUUGUUUUUAAAUGUGCUGCCAUGUAAUAAACCUCAAAAUGUCAAGUAGCCACACUUGACACACACACACCAUACAAAUUCACCACAAAUAUUCAUUUUUACAACAACAUUUGUAUGAGGAAGAAAAUACAAUUUUACACAUUUCCAUCCAUACAAAUAUUAGAUAUAACGCAGAAGAGGGUUGGACAAGAGGACGUUCAUGGAAGACUUUUAAAAUUUUUAUUGUAUUUUAGUUUUGAUGCUGAGGAUUUUUUUUUUCUUUAAAAAAUGUUGGAUAAUGAAUGGAUUGAAACGUAAUGUGUUUUAAAAUCUACCGUGUUGUGUUGAAGUCGACUGAAAAUAACAAUGGCUUCUCGUGUCAGUGAUCUCGUCGCUGAACCAGUCAAUCGAGGAAUGAUUAAUUUUGAAACUGCUGUUAAAUUUUCAGCUGUCAUGGCUACGGUGCUCUACAGUGCAGUACAGAUGAUAUAUAUACAUACCCCCCCCCCGCUGUACCCACUGGGGGUCACUCACUUCAUCCCCCCCUGCAUUGAUGUACAAUGUAGUGAAUUUGUUCUUCAGUAAAAUGACUGUUAUUGUUCAUGUUUAGGUUGGAAUUACAUUCAAAUAAAACUCCUGUGUUUGUGA
Molecule: messenger RNA, 1776 nt
Organism: Solea solea (common sole)
Lineage: Eukaryota; Metazoa; Chordata; Actinopteri; Pleuronectiformes; Soleidae
Product: RNA-binding protein with serine-rich domain 1-like
Exons: 7
Coding region: 87-914 (275 amino acids)
Biological process (GO): mRNA splicing, via spliceosome
Cellular component (GO): nucleoplasm; ASAP complex; cytoplasm
Molecular function (GO): RNA binding
Source: RefSeq, a predicted model, not a curated record